Populus trichocarpa (black cottonwood) is the source of this 2039-nucleotide messenger RNA. Its product is annotated as cytosolic enolase 3. Bases 252 to 1676 code for a protein of 474 amino acids. Gene Ontology annotation, molecular function: phosphopyruvate hydratase activity; magnesium ion binding. The record is from RefSeq and is a predicted model, not a curated record. The transcript is spliced from 13 exons. Lineage: Eukaryota; Viridiplantae; Streptophyta; Magnoliopsida; Malpighiales; Salicaceae. Gene Ontology annotation, biological process: glycolytic process. Gene Ontology annotation, cellular component: phosphopyruvate hydratase complex.
AUUUCCGUUUCGAAUCUCGGAAAGUAGAGUGGAAAAGAAGAACCCAAAGUAGCUACUGUGUUGAGUUACAUAAUACUCUAUUACCAGAGUGAAGAAUCAAUCAUCCCUAAUUACUAGAUUCUCUUGGAAAUUGAAUUACAGAUUUCUUCUAAUUUUCCAAUCUCAGCUGCUGUGCAGGAAGGCUCCAAUCUCUCUCUCUAGUUGUACACUACAGGAGUUGAGAAAGCAAAAAGAAGAAUCGAGGAGGAGAAAUGUCGGUGCAGGAAUACCUAGACAAGCACGUGCUCUCUCGUAAAAUCGAAGACGCCGUCAAUGCCGCCGUCAGGGCCAAAACUCCCGAUCCUGUUCUCUUCAUAUCAAAUCACAUGAGAAAAGCGGUUCCGUCAGUGAUAACGAAAAUAAAAGGGAGGCAGAUCCUGGAUAGCAGAGGAAUUCCUACUGUUGAAGUUGACUUGUUCACCAACAAAGGCAGCUUCCGUGCUUCUGUUCCUAGCGGUCAUGUUACUGGCAUGUAUGAAGCUGUAGAACUGAGAGAUGGGGACAAAGGAAUGUAUCUCGGAAACAGUGUGACUAGAGCUGUUAAGAACAUUAAUGAGAAGAUAUCUGAAGCACUGAUUGGCAUGGACCCGACACUUCAGUCUCAAAUUGAUCAGGCUAUGAUAGACUUGGACAAAACAGAAAAGAAGGGUGAACUUGGAGCAAAUGCUAUGUUAGCUGUGUCAAUUGCUGCAUGCAAAGCUGGAGCCGCUGAAAAGGAGGUUCCACUUUACAAACACAUUUCUGAUCUUUCCAGCAAAACCAACCCGACUCUUCCUGUCCCAGCCUUCACUGUCAUAAGUGGUGGAAAACAUGCUGGGAACAAUCUAGCCAUUAAGGAAAUCAUGAUUCUUCCAAUUGGAGCCAGCACAUUUGAGGAGGCACUACAAAUGGGUUCCGAAACAUACCAUCAUCUAAAGGCUGUUAUAAAAGAAAAAUAUGGUGAACAAGGAUGCAAUGUUGGUGAAGAUGGUGGUUUUUCUCCAAACUUAUCCAGUGUUCAAGAAGGAUUGAAUCUUGUUAAAGAGGCUAUCAGCAGAACAGGGUACAGUGAGAAAAUUAAGAUGGCCAUUGAUGUCGCUGCUACCACCUUUUGCAUAGGUACCAAGUAUGAUUUGGACUACAAAUUCCAAAAUAAAUCUGGGCAGAAUUUCAAGUCAGGAGAUGAUAUGAUUAAGAUGUACGAAGAACUAUGUGCUGCGUACCCGAUUGUUUCGAUUGAAGAUCCAUUUGAUAGGGAGGAUUGGGAACAUGUCAAGCGUUUCUCUGACCUUGGACUUUGUCAGGUUGUAGGGGAUGACUUAUUGAUGUCAAAUCACAAACGUAUUGAAAGAGCAAUACAUGAGUCCAGUUGCACUGCACUUCUUCUCAAGGUAAAUCAGAUUGGGACAGUAACAGAAGCCCUUGAAGUGGUGAAGCUGGCAAAGGAUGCCCACUGGGGUGUGGUGGUAUCUCAUAGAAGUGGAGAAACAGAAGAUUCUUUUAUAGCUGAUUUAUCUGUUGGCCUUGCCAUGGGUCAGAUCAAAACAGGCGCUCCUUGCAGGGGAGAGCGACUAGCAAAAUACAACCAGUUGCUUCGGAUUGAGGAAGAACUGGGUGAUCAAGCAGUUUAUGCAGGUGAAGAUUGGAGAGCAACCUGAUCAGUCCUUCGAAGUUUUUCAUCCUGCAGUCCUUUAUAAUCUAAGUUUGAGGCUUCAAAAGUAAAACUCCCUUUGUAUUGAGCAAGUGGCAUUCUGGAGCAAUGUUGUAAGUCUUUCUUUUGGCUUCGUGUGAGUGUGCCCCCACCCUAUUUUUUUGGAGAACAUGAAGGUGCUUUCAGAAAACGUAGUUGAGUCAGCAAAAGUUUUGUUACAGACCUUGGUUUUAGGUAACUGUAAACAGAAAAAUCGUUCCUGAUCCGUAGUGCAAAAUCCCUUUAUCUUUUUAGUUCUUUAGCUACUGUUUGUGUGUUACGGAUUAUGCAAAUCUUAAAGCUUUUCAAUCCUCUGACUUGUUCCAGUUCA